UUUUCUGAAUUUGACAGAUUCACUCGUGUCGUGAAUAGUACGUGCAGUUGCUUUAAAAAAAAAAUUUAAUUUCUUUAAUUGGCUAAAAUUUAUAUCCUGGUGAGAAGAGGGUUCGUGUGAGUUUCGUUGGCGCCACAAAAAAAAGCAACGCGUUGUUAUGCGGGGGAGCGAGUCGCGUAUCAUCGUCUGCUGCUGUCACCACCACCACAAUAAUCGACAGACUGUGGAGAAACCAACACAGCAAUAUGAUCCGCUUGAAGACUUUUUCCGUUUCUUUACUACUACUACUGUGUUGACGACGCUGAGAAAGUUGAGAUUGUGCUAGCAACUAUUUAUUUAAUAAAAGUCAGUCGUCGGUUUUUCGCGUGAGCUUUGAAGGAUGACGCAGUGGAUUCCAACUCCAGAGAAGGAUCGCUUGGGUGUUGUGACUUACAAUGUGCAGCACGAUGGAGAGUACUGCCUCAAACUCGAAGUGGGUGAUACAGUUCACAACUUGUGCCAGGAGGAAUUCUGGUACUUUGGCUACAGUGUCAGAAAUCGAGCUCUCAAAGGCAUUUACCCCAAGAGCUUCAUCCACAUCCAGCCGUCUUUCAUUGAGAAGACAGCCAUAGGAGAGCAAGUGACAGCCUGCCAGUCACCCGUCGUUCAGGAAGUGACAUCCGUUCUACGAGAAUGGGGUCAAAUCGGCCAGGAACUUUAUCGAACUCACGAUCACAAAUGGCGUGCCGUCUAUUUACUAAUGAGAGACCUCAUGUCCAACCGAAGCAAAAUGCUCACCGGGACGUUGACGCUGGACGAACUGCGCGAGCUCACGCACGCCCUGACAUCGCAAAUCGAUUUCGGCAACAAUUUGCUCGGCCUCGACAUGGUGGUGCGUGACGAGUUGGGGAGCAUUCUCAAUCCAGACUCGGCCUCUGUCGUCCAACUCUACAGACAUCACGAACAGGCCUCGCAGCGAAUCAAGAAAGCCGUGGCCUCCAGUAACAACAUGAACGGCAUUACCAACACCAUCGGAAUGGGACCGAUGAACCCGACCAAAAUCAAACUGGCCAAUCGUCACUCGCACAUGUUUUUCGUCGCCGUUCGCAAUUUCGUUUGCCGAAUCGGUGAAGAUACGGAACUGUUACUCUGCCUUUACGACGCCAAGGAAUGGAAGCCGUUGACGGAGAACUACGUCCUCCGCUGGAGUCGAAUGGGACUCUCGAUGGAUCUGGAUUUACUCGGCAACAUGCGAGUGCUUUACACAGACCUGGGAAGUCGAGAUUUAGCCCGCGAGCGCGUCUUCCUUAUCUGCUACGUGAUCCGGGUGGGCAAUAUGGACAUCCGGCCGGAAGAUCCUCGACGACAGACGACAGCAAUGGGAUCAACGGCCGGUGGAUCUUCACGGCGGACAAUCAGCGGGGCUUUGGCUAACAACUCUCCUCCUCCCGAAUUCCUUCGCCGGCCCUGCGGCGUCGCCUACAUGGACGUGACGGAUUACCUCAGCGGUCGACAGGAGACGGACGAAGAGAAGCAGCAUUUCGUGCCUUUCAUUUCCUGCAGCGAACGGGACUCGCUAGACGUAACUCUGCGGCGAUUGAUCGUCUCAGGCCGUGAGAUCAGCCACAAGGAGCACAAAAAUCAAGGACUGUGGGUCAGCCUGCGACUCCUUCACGGCGAUAUGAAACAGGUCAGCGAGGAGCAUCCCGCCCUGGUCCAGGUGGCCCAGGUGGCCGUCAGCCGCAAAUUGGGUUUCCCCGAAAUUAUCCUGCCCGGUGACGUCCGUCACGAUCUUUACCUGACCUUAUCGUCGGGUGAAUUCAGUCGAGGAGCCAAAUCGGCCGAUAAAAACGUCGAAGUGACGGUCCGCGUCUGCAACGAGAAGGGCGUACCUAUUCCAGGCGUGAUGCACCUGGGCAGCGGAGUGACGGCCCAGGAUGAGUACCGUAGCGUCGUCUACUAUCACGAAGAUAAGCCGCGCUGGAGUGAAACGUUCAAGAUCGCCAUUCCCAUCGACGAGUUCUACAGGAGUCACCUGAAAUUCACGUUCAAACAUCGGUCCAGCAACGAGGCCAAAGAUCGGACGGAGAAGCCGUUCGCAUUGUCUUACGUCAAACUGAUGCAGGACAACGGGACGACGCUGAUGGACACCCAACAUGAACUGCUAGUCUACAAAGUGGAUCACCGUAAAUUAGACGAGAAUGAAACGGCCUAUUUGGGACUUCCGUCCACCCGGGCCGAAUUGGUGGAACACGGGUCCUCCAAGCCGUCGGCUCCUGGCCUGACGGUCAACUCCAAAGACUCGCUGCUCAUCGGCACCUGCCUCUGUUCGACUAAAUUGACACAAAACGUCGAACUCCUGGGAUUGCUCAAAUAUCACUCGUCCCAGUCGCAGCAGUUGCCGGCCAUUCUGAGUGCCUUGAUGAAGGUCGACGGCGAAGAGGUGGUCAAGUUUCUCCAGGACGUCCUCGACGCUUUGUUCAACAUUCUGAUGCUCAAUUCCGAUUCAAACAUCUUUGAUCACUCCGUUUUUGAUUGUCUAGUCUUCAUUAUCGGUCUGGUGACGGACCGAAAAUACGAACAUUUUAAGCCGGUGCUCGAUGUUUACAUCAAAGACAAUUUCAGCGCCACUUUGGCCUACAAGAAGCUGCUGGUCGUGUUGAACGAUUGCGUCCAGUCGACUGUGAUGACUAAAUUGCAAGGCGACGAUCUGCUGCGGGUGAUGAAAGCCCUUCAGUACCUGUUCAAGUUUGUGGUGCGAUCCCGUCAGCUGUUUGUCAACCUGUACGGCGAUGUCGAAGAAGGUGCCGACUCGGAUUUCGAGAGCCUCCUUCUCAAUUUGUUUGCCAGCAUGUCGGAUUUUAUGAGACGCAGCGAUGGAUUGGUACUACUAGCCCAAGGGGCAUGUCUCAAGUACAUUCCCUGCGCCAUUCCCGAUCUUUUAUUGGUCAUUGACGAUCAGCAGCUGAGUACGUCAUUGGCUGAUAUUGUUACGAGCGUUCCAGCCGGCCGGCUCAACAAUCAGAAGAUGAUGACGCUCAACGAUAUAGUGCACAGCCAACUGUUUCUGAAACCUGAAUGCCGUGCUAUUAUCCUACCGGUGGUAGUCAAGCGCGUCAAAGAGUUGCUCACUGGUCCGCAGGAGGGUGGAUGGGGAGGCUAUAAAGUGGAACUGCGCCACAUCGAGAGGUCCAAGAGCAAAGCGGCUCGGCUCCUGGGCGAACAAGUCGAUCAGAACGCAUUGUCUCAAAAAGCCGCCGUCGCCGGGGAGACGAGGGCCCAAGAGGUUGAGAUGAGCGUGACUGUCAUGUGCGACGUGAUGCAAAUUCUCUACCGGAAGGAUGUCGGUGGGACCCAUAACGACGUUGCCGAAGUGAUGGCCAACGGAUUGCGGACCAUCAUUCAGACCAUCAUUUCUAUCGACCGUGAAGAUCCGUUUGUCGGUCCCCUGGUCUCGGUCAUGCUGUCCAUCUUCCGUCAAAUGACCCCGCAUCAUUAUCGCAAUUAUUUGGGACACUUUGCCACUCGCUCCGACCUGUUGGAUUUCCUCAUCGAGAUUCUCAUGGUCUUCAAGGAUCUCGUGGCCAAACACGUCUACGCUCCUGAUUGGGCCCAAAUGAUUCUCCUGCAGAAUUCCAUCAUCCUGAAAGCUUUGCGCUUUUUCUCGCACACCAUUCGGGAUCGAUUCUCCAAUCCCUACGAGGGCCAGCUCUGGAAUAAUUAUUUCUUCUGCGCCAUUACGUACGUGUGUCAGCCGGCCCUUCAACUGGAAUCGUUCACCCAAACGAAACGGCGUCAAGUGCUGGCCAGGUACCGGGACAUGCGACGCGAGAUGGGCUUCGAAAUUCGAACAAUGUGGUUCAACCUCGGCCAGCACAAGAUCAAUUUCGUUCCAGCCAUGGUGGGCCAGUUCCUGGAAAUGACGUUGCUACCCGAGACGGAAUUGCGCAGAGCGACGAUCCCCAUCUUUUUCGACAUGAUGCAAUGCGAAUUCUACUCGCCUCGACUCCAGGGCGAAGCUUACAGUGACACCAAGCGCGACUCGUCUCACAUCAAAGGCAACUUUCAAGAAGUUGAAAAUAAAUUGAUCACCCAACUGGACGUCCUGGUGGAGGGCGGAAGGGGAGACGAGCACUACAAGGAUCUCUUCCAGUCGCUGAUGACGGAACUGUGCGAGAAACACUCUACGAUGCGCGACCAGGGCCUGAAACUUGUCCGCACAGUCACCCGGUUGAUGGAGCGGCUCCUCGAGUACCGAUCCAUCAUCACGGAUGAGAACCGCGAGAACCGGAUGAGCUGCACCGUCAACUUGUUGAAUUUCUACCAAGAGAUCAGCCGCAAGGAAAUGUACAUCCGCUAUCUCAACAAGUUGUGCGACUUGCACUUGGAAUGCGACAACUUCACAGAGGCCGCCUACACGCUCCAGCUUCACGCCCAGCUGUUGCGGUGGAGCGACGAGCCUCUGCCGACGCUUCUCCUCACCUCUAGGCAUCCGCACAUAACGUCGCACCGCCAGCUGAAGGAAGCCCUCUACCUGGACAGUAUCGAUCUCUUUGACCGCGGUAAAAUGUGGGAAUGCGCCCUGUCGCUCUGCAAGGAGCUGGCCCGUCAGUACGAAGAAGAAACGUUCGAUUACGGACGUCUGGGCGCCUUGCUCAACCGGAUGGCCACCCUCUAUGAUCACAUUAUCCAUCAAGUGCGUCACGAACCCGAAUAUUUCCGAGUGGCCUUCUACGGUCGCGGAUUUCCGGCUUUCCUUCAAAACAAAAUUUUUGUCUUCCGGGGUAAAGAAUACGAAAGGUUGAGCGAAUUCUCCAACCGGAUCAUGCUGCAAUUCCCCAACGCCGAGACGAUGAACCGGCUGACUCCGCCCGACCAGGAGAUUAUGGAUUCGCCGCAGCAGUACUUGCAGAUGAACAAAGUCGAUCCGAUGCUCAGCGCCGAGGAUCAGGAGCGAUUCGCCAGCAAACCCGUCAGCGAGCAGAUUUUGCGCUUCUACCGGGUCAACCGCGUCCAGCGUUUCAGCUUCUCGCGGCCGUUCCAUCGAGGCCAGCGCGACUCGGACAACGCCUUCUCGACCACCUGGCUGGAGCGGACCAUUUUGACGACGUCCCACCAAUUGCCGGGCAUCCUGCGGUGGUUCCCGGUGGUCGAGUCUCACGUCUUUGAACUGAAUCCCAUCCAGUUCGCCAUCGAGACGAUGGAGAAGAGCAAUAAAUCGCUGACGGAAUUGAUCCUGUCGCACCGAUCCGAUCCCAAACUCACCCUGCAUCCGCUGACGAUGAAGCUCCAGGGCAUCGUCGACGCUGCCGUCAACGGCGGCAUCAGCAACUACGAGAAGGCCUUUUUCACCGAUCGCUAUCUGCUGGAACACCCGGAAGACGCCGAUUCCGUGUCGGAGCUGCAGGAACUGUUUGCUCUGCAGAUCCCGCUGGUGGAAGCGGCUCUGGUCGUCCAUCGAUCGCGAGUCAACCAGGCCUUGCAGCCACUCCAGCAGCGGAUAGAAGAGUGCUUCCAGGAGAUGCGGGUUCAUAUUGAGAGCAAAUAUGGCAGACGGGAUGUGGACCCGCAACUGGAGCGUCAAAUGGAGCAGCUGACUCGGAAUCAGCGGCAAUCGACACACAGUUCCGGUGGCGGCGGAGGCUUGGGAGUGGGUCCUUACUCUCUUUACAACCGGCUGAGUACCAACAGCACAGGAGAUGCCAGUCAUCCGGAUUCGGUCCAUCAUCAUCUCUCCUCUCCGGCGAAUUUGACUUCCAGUGUGAACAUUGCGGCGUCUCGAUUGUCAUCCGUCACGCUCCAAUCGCCCGGCGGCUCAAGUGGAGGAUCGUUACAUAAUCCAUCGAUAACCAGGCACCAAUCCAGCUUGUUUUCUCGCACUUCCUCCCAAGCCGUUCUGUCGUCGCUGAGUUUUUCACUGCCCAGCAGCAGUUCCUCUUCAGCCAAUCCAUCGUCAUCCGGCAGUAGUAUCUCUCCCGUCAAGAUGCUCACGACUGGCCAUCGAUUCCGUUCCAACAAAUCCGGCACCGACAAGAAAUUGCGAGACAAGGAGAAUAAACAGCAUCGAGAUUCAUUCCGCCGGCUGAGUUCCAGUUCGAUUGGUGGCCGUGGAUCGCAUUUCCCCAGCUUGUCGCUGGCCGGAUUCGGAUUAGGUGGAAGCAGUAAUUCGGUCCCGUCAAGCCCUGCCGUAGUGGUGAAUUCUUCCGGCAACAGCAACAGCGGUAGCACCAGCGCUCUGGGUUCGAGUGCUCAUUCGCUGGAUGCCUCGUCGUCGUCUGAAACGGUGGGCCAACUAGCCUUGUCGGAAUCGACGUCUUCGCCGACGGUUGUCAUCGAAUUGACGCAACAAUUGACGGCCAAACGGCCACUCAGGUCCGAGGCCAGACGAUCGUCGACCGUCAACCGACCGUCGUAUAACGGCGAUGGUCUCGGUGGCGUUUGCUCCUCACCGUCGCAGAAUAGCGUCGCAUCGACGCUGAGUUCAUCGUCCGGCGAAGACCUUCCGCCACCUCUUCCGGCUAAACAGGGGUGCUCUACUAGCGUCGGAGGUUGUGGCGAUGUACCUCCAGAGAAGCCGCCGUUACCCGUCGUCAAUUUGUCGGAGAUCAAAGAGGGUGGAGAAAAUGGAGGAGCUCCACCCCCUCCACCCAAGAAACCGGCACGCCCAUUACCUCCCAUCUAGUUAAAAAAACAAA
Daphnia pulex (common water flea) is the source of this 6674-nucleotide messenger RNA. It is a transcript of the gene mbc, whose product is annotated as dedicator of cytokinesis protein 1-like. NCBI's taxonomy places the organism in Eukaryota, Metazoa, Arthropoda, Branchiopoda, Diplostraca, Daphniidae. Bases 380 to 6661 code for a protein of 2093 amino acids. Gene Ontology annotation, molecular function: guanyl-nucleotide exchange factor activity; small GTPase binding. Gene Ontology annotation, biological process: small GTPase-mediated signal transduction; cell migration. Gene Ontology annotation, cellular component: plasma membrane; cytoplasm. The record is from RefSeq and is a predicted model, not a curated record. The transcript is spliced from 9 exons.